CUUAUAUUUGUGAAAGAUAAAUUCUCAAAUUGUUAUCUAGGCUCAAGGCCUCAUGCCUCUGAGACUGUGUUAAAUAUUCCUUCAUUAAAUGUGACUGUGAUUUAUUUGGAACAGCUACAGGAAACCACCUUGAGGAAAAGGCCGAGCGGCCUGUUUCCUCAACGUCCAUCCAUCUGAGGCGUUUUUGUGGCUUAAACAUGCCCUGAUUGGUGUUUAUUCCUUCUUUGUGAUGGCUGUUGGCAGGUUACAUAAUCGCACCUUUAAUUUCCGUAAUCAAAAUAAAUAUUUGAUUCACGACACUGAAAAGUUUACUGAAUGGCCAUGAAGGAGUUGUCCUGGAGUUUUGAAGGUUGGAUGGGAAAAGUGUGAUUAGGCCGCCCAAGGCCGGACUCCAUCAGUUCCUGUCUUUUGCCUCAGGGCUAGGCAGGAAGGAAGGGGGCGUGGGCAUGUUUUUUAGGGUUAGAAAUGGACAUCAUCACUCAGCUUUCCCAAGAAGCAGCUGAGGGUUGAGGCAGGUGAACGCUCAUCCAAGGUGUGUCAACAAGGGUUUCUGCAUGUUUACAGCCACGACAUGACUUUAAGGAGUCGCUUCUUCUUCUUGUCGGUCCCACAGAAAUAGGCCUUGAACCCCAGUGCAACUAUUUAACCUCUGUUACUAACUACUGCGAGUAAACGCUCAUGUACGGCCUCCAACCAGUCGGCUCGGUGCUCUCUAUCUAGAGGAUGUGAUGACAUCAUGUGGAAACAGGACAUCCCGAUGACCGAGGCACCUUGCUUUUCCACUGCUCCCUUUCAGCCUUUCUGUUAGACUGCGUACUUGCUCUAUGAGUGUGCGCUCUGAGGGUUCGGUGACAGCUUGCUUCCCAUUGUCCUAUCAUUCCUGCCCCACUCACACUCUGCAUCCUGUGGAGUUUCCUGCUGGUGAGGGAGAGCGUCAGGGAGAAACAGAGAAGUGAGACAGAAAAGUGGCGAUGGUGAUUGACAGAUGAUCUGACAGAGGAAGACAUCAGACGCCGUCUCCGUGCUGGUUAUUAUGGGGUGUGCCUGUUGCAAGCAGAAGAAGUCUGCCAAAGCAGUAGCAGCAACAUCAGCAGCAGUAGACGUUACAGAUCUGUCUCCUAGCAACGCAGAUGGAGGGUUGUCCACAGGCUUGACUGCGGGCCGUUACUGUCCUGACCCCACUCAGACCAUCCCAGACUUCAACGUUGGCUUCCCCGCCAGCACCAUCUUCCCCAACCCCGGCACACACCAGCGGUCUGGAGGUGGUGGAGUCACUUUCUUUAUAGCUUUGUAUGACUAUGACGCUCGUACUGAAGAUGACCUCACUUUCCAGAAAGGAGAGAAGUUCCAAAUCAUCAACAACACAGAGGGCGACUGGUGGGAAGCUCGCUCUUUGCACACUGACAAGACAGGUUACAUCCCCUCCAACUACGUAGCCCCUGUUGACUCCAUACAAGCCGAGGAGUGGUAUUUUGGGAAGAUGGGGAGGAAGGAUGCGGAGAGACAGCUGCUGGGUCAUGGCAACCAGAGGGGAACUUUCCUCAUACGAGAGAGCGAGACCACCAAGGGCGCUUACUCUCUGUCCAUCCGCGACUGGGACGACAACAAGGGAGACCACGUCAAACAUUAUAAGAUUCGCAAACUAGACAACGGUGGCUACUACAUCACCACCAGGUCACAGUUUGAAACUGUGCAGCAGCUUGUACAGCACUACACAGAGAGAGCGGCAGGACUGUGCUGCCGUUUGAUUGGCAGCUGUAAGCGGGGCAUGCCUAAGCUGGCCGACUUAUCAGUGAAGACCAAGGAUAUGUGGGAGAUUCCCCGUGAAUCUCUCCAGCUGAUUAAGAAACUGGGAAACGGCCAGUUCGGAGAAGUCUGGAUGGGCAUGUGGAACGGCACCACCAAGGUAGCGGUGAAGACUCUGAAGCCAGGAACCAUGUCCCCCGAGGCCUUCCUGGAGGAGGCUCAGAUCAUGAAGAGACUCCGUCAUGACAAGUUGGUGCAGCUCUACGCCGUUGUGUCUGAGGAGCCCAUUUACAUUAUUACUGAGUUCAUGAGCCAAGGAAGUUUGCUGGACUUCUUAAAAGAUGGAGAGGGGCAGAGCCUGAAGCUGCCUCAGCUGGUGGACAUGGCUGCACAGAUUGCGGCUGGAAUGGCGUACAUCGAGCGCAUGAACUAUAUCCAUCGUGACCUGCGAGCAGCCAACAUCCUUGUUGGAGACAAUCUGGUGUGCAAGAUCGCUGACUUCGGCCUGGCUCGGCUCAUUGAGGACAACGAGUACACAGCCAGACAAGGGGCAAAGUUUCCCAUUAAGUGGACGGCUCCAGAAGCCGCACUGUAUGGACGCUUCACCAUCAAGUCCGACGUCUGGAGCUUUGGCAUCCUACUAACUGAACUCAUCACUAAGGGACGUGUGCCGUAUCCAGGCAUGAACAACCGUGAGGUGCUGGAGCAGGUGGAGAGGGGCUAUCGGAUGCCCUGCGCCCCGGGCUGCCCCGCCUCGCUCCAUGAACUGAUGGUGCAGUGCUGGAGGCGGGAGGCCGACGAGAGGCACACCUUUGAGUACCUCCAGUCCUUCCUGGAGGAUUACUUCACCGCCACGGAGCCGCAGUAUCAGCCUGGAGAAAACCUGUGACCACACAGGCGUAGAACAGACAUGGAGCAAUAAAUGGACAGAGACAGACGUAGGCGCAUGCAUACAAAUACACCAACAGGCAUGUCAUAGUACAUAUACAUGCGUUCGGUGUAUUUGAUGCGCAAAUAUAAAGAUACAUAUCAUUUCCUUGUUUAACUGUUUAAAGACACUUUGAUCCCCGAUCGCCAUAGCCCGUUCAGGACAGACCCGUUCACCGCGUUGAAGAGCAGAUUCGGAGCUCUUCUGGUCAGGCCUUGCAGUAAUGUUGCUUUACUCUGUAACCAUGACAACAAGGAACUGAAAGAAGAUGUAGAUGGUUGUGUUGGGGUGGGGGGAAGUCGAGUGGGUACAUGAUCUGUUCAGCUGCCAUAUAUGUUCAGGUCCUUUGAUUUCUCUUUUUCAGAAGAGCAUUUUAGUGGAUCAACUGUUUGCCGGAGAUAAAUGUGACGAUACAGAGAGGCUCGCAGGUGCGACAGGUUAUCAGACGACAUUUUAAAUACAGUCUUUAAAAACUGUCAAUGAACCCCGUGAACCUGUGUGGUAACUGACUAGAUUAUGUACAGACACAGGCACUUCUUUUUCAGGUUUGAGAAGAUUCACACUUCUGCAAUAGCCGAACAGAGGUCUGUUUUCUUCUUCUUCAUAGUAGUUAGGGGAAAAAAAAAAAAUGCUGUUGAACCGAUACCACAUCCAUGUCUGUCUCCUUCAAUGUUUCCACCAACAUGUGCCUUAAUGUGGUCAAAUUGAAGACUGUUUUAGAUGAAGUAACUUUAAUACUGUGUUAGGAAAAUCUAAGAGAUAAUAAGGAAUUUGUUUUAUUUGUGUGAUAUUUUCUAUGACAAUUUUGUAUGAAUUGUCUCUUUUGUUGUUUUAAUUUAACUCAGAUAUAUCUGUGCAUCACAAAGCAUUCCAUAUCUAGUUAGCAUGUAUGCAGUUUUCAUCCAUUGGGAGGGCAAGCCGAAAUGUCACACAUAAAGGGGGAAAGAUAAAUGUGGCCUGUGGAAGGAUAGUGUUUUAAAUGAAGUUUUGUGACAAGAAUGUAACCUUCGUGUUGAGAUUCUCCUGUCAUGUCAUUGUAAUAAAGAUCAGAUAUCUUUUCCAGGGUA
Messenger RNA from Stegastes partitus (bicolor damselfish), 3741 nucleotides. RefSeq names its product Yes-related kinase (gene yrk). The transcript has 13 exons. Gene Ontology annotation, molecular function: protein binding; ATP binding; protein tyrosine kinase activity. The record is from RefSeq and is a predicted model, not a curated record. Gene Ontology annotation, biological process: protein phosphorylation. Lineage: Eukaryota; Metazoa; Chordata; Actinopteri; Pomacentridae. The coding region runs from base 1034 to 2635 and encodes 533 amino acids.